AACAAACGAAGAUCAUCUGGAUAUAUCUAACAGAUUUUUUUUAAAUGGCUUGUGCACCAAUAAUUAUCGAUAAGAGGCCUCUUAAAAAACCUAAGAUUGGGCCACCUGAUAUUUAUCCACAAGAGUUAAAACAACGAGAGGAUGAUUUAUCAGCAGUUAAUGUAAAACAAGGCUUUUUUGAUAAUCCACCAUUUAUUGAAGAAUAUGGAAGUGGUAAAUCUGUCAAAAUAUCUCAUGAAACAAUCUUAAAUUCUUUCAAUAAUAUUAAUAAAAGGAAAAAGGAAAUAAAUACUAGUAUAGAUAAUAACAAAAAAAAACUCUUAUUUAACAUUAAAGAUAUUUUUUGGCCGGCCACAGCAAGAUCUAAAAUAUCAGUUGAUGCAUGGUUUAAAGAUCUUACAGCAAACAAACCCCUAAAUAUAUUAGCUAAAAAAGUGCCAAUCUUCAACAAAAAAGAGGAAUUGUUUAUGCAACUUUAUGAAUCAAAUGUUCCUGUUCAAAGAGCUUGCUGGAUUAUAAAAUUACAUGCUGUUCAUAUAGCUGCAAUUGCUGAAAACAAAAUGAAGAAGCGACAAGUAUUGGACCCUUAUAUAGAUUGGACGCAAGUUUUGUGCAAGGUAUUGAAAGAACUUGCUAGUCGACUUUUAUCCCUCCAUAAAAAAGCCUUAGCCGAGGAGAAAGCUAUUAGCUCUCUUGAUAACUCUUCUACCGAGCUAUCGUCCGGCGUCAAGCUAGAGCAUUCUUCGGCCAACUCCCACAUAAUACCUAUCCCUAUCACCACUAAUAUUAAUACCAGCAACAUGCUGCUCAAUUACAAUGGUAAUCCUUCCCUUCCAAAUAACAACGAGUUUUACUCCAACACUAAGGAGUCGUCUAGCUUGAACAAUAAUGAGGUGUUCGCCAAAUUUUCUAGUCUCGACUCAAAUCCCAUCCACAACAGUAGUUCUUCUAGCAGUAUGACUAAUUUAGCGACUGUCAUUCAUGGUAAUGAGUCUCAAGUACCUCUAUAUCUCUCGUCCGAUUUAACAGUUACCCUUAACAUUUGGAAUUAUUUAGACUCCCUCGUGUGGUAUUUAUUUACGGAGGGUCUUUUAGAUAAUCAAGAACUUUUGACCUUUAUUUGUGAUUUGUUGGAGAAAUCGGUAGAAAAAUAUGACGGGGAGCUUCGCGACGAGGCUCUGGAUUUUCUUUUGCCGUUCAUUCUUAAAUAUAUGAACACCUUUUGCCAAUCAUAUUUCCACUGUCGGCGCCUUGUCUACUUUUGCGUUACGGUUUUAUGCGAAUACAUUAAUGUCUCCGAUACCAUUUCAGAUAAUUCUGCCGAUGAUGAAUUUAGCUUUCGUUUUCACGAUUGCCUUCACCACCGCAAUGCCAUCCUAAAUCUGAGCAAUAUAAUACGGACGGCUACUUUACGCUGCCCUUCCAGCUUGGUAUGGAACGGGGUUUGGGACUGGACAAGCUCGCUGACCGGUACCGACCUUUCCCUAACAAAUCCGAUCUAUUUAAAAGGGUCACCGCUUGAUAAAUUGCCUAUCGAACCAUCCAAAUUGCCGACCCCUAACUACGCUGGAAAUUAUGACUCAAUGAAAAACGCUUUAUUAGAUAAAGAACGAUUAAUAAAAAAACGCAGCACGAUGGCCGAAAAUUUAUGGGCUUUGGGCAAAAAUAAACCAUCAUGCAUAGGUAAAGUCAUCAACGUUAUAAUAGACGUGCUUCAUGCAUUGGACCAUCACGAUUAUAAUAAAUGUGAAAAGGAUAAUUGUUUGAAAUCGCUAUACGAUAAAAUCUUUUCUCCCUUCCCUCAUUCAUAUAGCCAUUCUUCGCAGGACUUAAUCAGAUUGGUUCAUAAACAAGAAGAACCAGUCAUCUUUAUUAUGUGUCAAUGGGCAAUAACUUUACACCGGAGUGGGGCCCAUAGGUCUUUGGUCAUUGCCAACCUUUUUGCUAUGAGACUUAAUCAUUUGGAUGCUUUGUUAGAUGAUAACAGCGAUAUGUCGGAAUCUGGCUUUAACGAAGAAGAAGAAGGAGGCCUAGCCUGUAACCCGAAACCCUUGGCUGCUCCUAUACUCCAAAAAAUACUUAUUAAAUUUUUGGACUUAUACGCCCCUAUUUUAUCUGAAAACAAUCCUUCUAUGGUAAUGUUUUCGAAUUUGGUAAUAUUUUUUGGGGAAUUAAUCCGCUUGAAUAUAUUUGAUUAUGAUGGCUACAUUAAAAUUCUCAUUUGCCGAGGCGAUUUGGAUACAUCAGAUUUGCGUUACCCCGCUUGGGCUAAAUACAUGAGCUCUAAAACUUUAAAAAAGGUAUUAUCUACAAUUCCAAAUAAGCCAACUAAGGAAAACCAAAUUAGCUUUGAUAAAACCAAUAAUAUGCAUAUUACUGACUCCCCUAACGUGUUCAUCCAUCCAUUCGCUUUGGCUGGUUUUUGUUCCUCUUCUCUCUCUCUUACUUCCCCUUUUACUCCCUCUCCCGCUUCUCCCAAUCAUCCCAGUCUCUCAAGGAAUCCGAAUUGUAACCUUCAUACUACUACCGAAGAAAAUUUCUCUCAAAAUAACAAUAAUAUUCGCGCUUUUUCUAAACAUUAUCAAUACCUUUACCACUUUCCCGUUUUCGCUUCACGCGACGUAACCACUCGCCGUAAGACUCUGUUUGGUAUAGGACACAUGGCGACUCGCGUUAAACGAGAUAUCGACACGCUAUCAUCUGCUAUAAUUCCGAUCCGCGUUCCUCUAUUUCAAAAUACGACAAAACACAACUCUACUCAAAACCCUUUAGAUGUUUUACGAGUUUUCUCUUGUUUUCCUAUUGCUGACAAAUGGCGCGCCACGACCCGGGCCUUAAAAUUUUUUGUUGCCACCCUUCGUAAAUUUGCCGAUGCGCGUUCAGAUUUAUUACCAUGCCUACGCUCCACAGCGCGUUUAUUCGAAUUAGCACAUGCUUGUGGGAACCAUGCUGCUAUCACCAAUGCCGCAUCAGACGCUCUUCUAGAACUCGCUCAUGUUCACAGGCAUGUGAUAGACGCAAUUAAAGCCGUCCGAACACCAAUAGGUCAACAGCAGAGUCACGUCAAUGAUGCCGCCAUAAUGGCGGACUGGGGCUUUUAUCCAGUUAAACUAUGUGCCCAGCUGACUGGGACAUUGAGGUUUCACUUUUCGAGAUUCGUAACCUUAGCCCAACCACUGCCAAACAUUGUUACAUUCCCAAAUGGUAGUGAGAAUAACGAUGUUAUACGCGUUUUUCGUAGUGUAUUGGCCUUUUGUCGCGAGAUAGGUGAGGUGCCACAGGGCUCUUGCUCAUUUAUGCGUUCUAUUUAUAGCUUCGUGUACGAUUUGUGGAGUUCUUGCUACGUGUUGCGGGAAGCCUCGCCUAGUUGGAACAAAGUUGUAUUGGAGGUGGCCGUGCCCUUGAUGGCCGAAAUUAAACGCACAAUGUAUGGAAUAGUCGCCCCCGCGCCAUCUCCGCCCACCCUACACCAUCCAUGGUGGGACCCUUUUUACCUGAUAAGUCAUAUCCAGUACUGGAGCUUGGCCAGCUCAGCAGCACCCCAUAAUUUCAAGUUGGACAGAGCUAGUUUUCAUGACUCGUACCGUGUGGUAGCCUCACUUGAAGACAAGGACGAAUCUUAUGCUAGUGCCUUGGGGCAACUCGACGGCCACCCAUCUAAAAGGUACAGCUUCGUUUGCAACUCGCUCCUUACGAUGAUGGGCCGGCUCGUUUCUGACCCUCCCCAUUUACAACACGAGACGAUGGACAUUGCUAAAUGUGGUUCUAUGCAUUACGAGACACUAGCUGAUCUACGAGUUCUGAUCAGGUUUUGCGCCGAGGUCACUUGCCAAUAUCAGAACCCCAAAAACUUGGCAGCAGCUGGGGCAGAUUCCCUCGGUUUCUCUACUGCCAAGCGUACUAAUAAGAAAAACAAUUCCCUCAAACAUCAAAUUUCUACUUCUCUGGACUCAUCUACCUUCCCGCUUCCUCCCUCUUCCAUCGGUAACCCGCCUCUUUUCAACGGUGAAUGGCUCGGAGCUUUCAAGGCCCUUUGUUGUCCCACCCACCAUAUGCACCAUCAACAUGCUCAACUACAACACCCUCAUUUCCAAUCUUCACCUCUUAACGCCUCUACUCUAGCGGGAGGAACUAGCAGUGUGGGCUACAACAAUUUUGUAGUAGUAGCCCGUAACUUGACCAAAGCCUUCUCUGAAUCGGGUCGUCUUGAUAAACUGAUGCUUUUCUACGACGCUCUGGCCACCCUUUGUCUAACCCUCGUUCUUCGGCAUAUUUUCUCGCUCGAAGACUUCAUUAAGCAUGUUGCCCUGCCUUCGCUGCUAGCUGCCGCAUGCCCUCCUCCACCCGCCGCUUCUAAUCAACGUUCCGAUACUAUACCCGCAAAUUCUGUUCUUAGUCCAGAAUUGGACUCUCUGGAUGAGAAUGGUGAGCACUCUAACCCAAUUACUUUUAACCGUCCCCUGAAGGACAUUCCUGCCGAGUCAGGGGCUCGUUUAACUUGCUAUCUACUAUACCGUCUUUUUAAAUCUUUUCCCGCUUCUCGUUUUACUGAUCAUACCGAUCCCCGAGAUGCCUCUGCCUUGGUCUCCGAUUCCAAAUUGGUCCGUAUAUUCCAACAAUCGUAUUGUAAUAAUACACCAGAAAAUCGAAUCAAAGUCCAAAAUACUACCCAAAAUGAUGAUUUUGGUAUAUCGAUUAAUGUUCCAAAUAAUGUUUUCGACGAACCCACUCAAGCCACAAAUAAUUACUUGGCUCACUCCAACAAUAGUGACUCGAUCAUAAUGCAUAACAGUCAUGAAAAAAUUUCGGACAACAUCAAUUCCGCUAGCAACUCGCCUGUCGAAGUUUCUAAUAUAAAAGUAAUGAAUAUUCCUUACGAUAUAAUCACGCUUUUAACUCGAGACAUAACUACAACCCAGGAACCUACUUCUAACACAAUUUUAGAAAAACACGAAGAUGAACUUAGGUCAUUCGCCGAUAUUUUUGACGAAAUGUACGAGCGGCAGAACCUGAUCUCUUACCAGCAUGGCAUAUCUAUAGGAGCUCUUCUCGCCGUUUUCAAAGCGCUAAUAUUAACUUCUUCGAUCUCCGUAACUGACUCAGUAUCAAAUAGCGAAAGACGUAAAAGGGUAUCAAAGUUCAAAUCUAGAUUCGGUAAAACACCUGAUCCUGAUUCGGUGUAUAAUACUUAUUGGGAUUUCGAAAAAGUUGGAGAAAUCUUAAGUUUGAGAUUUAAUCAAUUUUCUCAAGAAGUUUUACUUAUUUUGACCGAUCAAGAAUGGGUGAAAGAGCUUUUUUUAAAGGAUCCAGAUGGAAUAUGUUCGGAUCAAUUGUUAUUGGACCCUUUAUUGUCUCAUAAGCAAGCCUUCAAACUUCUUCACCUCAUCUGUUAUCCCGAUGGCGGCCCAUCUUCUUCCCUGCCCUAUCCUCCAUACCAAAACGCCCGGGACCGUUCUGACCCCGUUGCAUUUCGUCAAGUAUCCCGCGUGCUCGCAAAUUUAGACCAUUGGAGUUUACGGGCCUCUUACCUCGAGUUAAGGCUAGCUAUAAAACAGCGCGGAGCCCGCGAGAGUGACGCUGCUCCUCUUUACGAAGCGCUGGCCCGCUCGGCAGUCCAAUUAUUUCAGAGACGUUCACAAUUUAACCCCGCCGAUAAUUUGCCCAUACGAUACGGCGCUGCAACCUUUAUACGGAAUUUGUUUCGGGCCGAAGUAGAUGAAUAUCUCCAUCACGAUCCCCAUCGCCAAAGCUCCUACCAUGAAAUCGAUCAUCAAAAUGAUAAUUAUCAGCUAGAGAUGAUCAACAAGGUUCCUAUUGGAAAGCAGGGAAGACCUUUAAAAGAGAAAGGAGUCAUAUCAGCGUGCAGGAGUAAAGGUGGAAGAGGAGGAGGGGGAGGAGCAAACGCGGGACAGAAAAGGAGAAAGAGAGGAAGGCCACCCCUUAGCGCAACUUCAGGAGCCCCGAAUCACAAAUUAAAUGUUCCUGCCAGCAAAAAUUCGUGGGGCUCGAAAAGCAAUAAGCGAUCUCCCAAACAGCCUCCCUUACCAUCUUCAGGCACCUUUUGCAAUUCCCCUUACAAUAUCGAUGUACUUAACAAUGCCUAUCAAGACGAUGAUGUUUUGGACUCGGCAGUUUCAUUGUCUUCACCAGACUCUUACUCUAACCUUCACAACACGACUAGUAAUAACAACAUUGAAUACGACGAUUAUGAAGAUUGCCUAGGUUCAACUGAGCCUCUCAUCUCUCUGGGGGUUGGCCCCAUUUCUCUCUUAUCCACAGGUCCCAUCACUCCACGACAGGCGAGCCCACGAUCUCCCCUUUCGGUUUCGCCCGACAAGGGAGUUGGGAGUAGUGGCCCAAUUGAAAGUGCAGCAGGAAUAAGCCAUGCUGAGAUUAGAAGAAAUAAACAAGGAUUUUAUCGUGGCGUAUUAGGAGGAAAACGUAAGCGAGAAGGCAUAUGGCUUGUAGCCCCUUUAAUAUCUAAACUUCCUGCUGGAGUUCAAGGUCGCGUGCUUAAAUAUGCUGGUCAGGUACUCGAAAGUGGAGCUCAUUGGGCCACUUCUUCUCUCAAUAAAUUAGAGCGAGAAAAAAAUGCACAGCGAAGCGCUUCUCUUCUCAACCAUGGGCCCUUCUUGUUACUCGUCAGAACUUGUUUAGCUAGGUCUAAGGCUCUUUUCUUACCAUCUUUCGAUUCCUUUACUACUUGUGGUAAUGCCCUCUCCGGUUCUAAUUCUACACUAGGGCCGGAUGCAUCAUAUCAUAAUCCCUUCAACUCCGACAUCGCCACAUCCAACUUCGCCCCUUUAUCUUUACACGAUUCCCCGACUUCCGAUCAGCGUCAUUAUUUGCUCAGCUCUAUUCAUACCCAACUCACUACUCUUCUUCGAACGUGCCACGACGAUCGUCACGUCUUACUUUUACCCGAAAACUCUUCCACCCGCAACGAACUUAGGCGGGCCUUCGAGCUACGCCUUUCUAUUGUAGCCGAGAUGAUCGACCUUGUCAUCAAUGCCUCCAAUUCCUUUUUUUCUUCAUGUUACAACUCAGCCUCUGUCACGUCGGGAAAUGCACUAAAUUCAUUGUUAGGAAAUAACGCUCCCCAUUUAGAUUCCUCACUAGGGAGUAGUAUAGCCUCUAUGUACCCACUCACGACCUCAGGGGGGUCGGGCGGGGGACACAAUCAAUUAGUGUUGGAUUGGUGUUUCUUGCUAGUUCAGAUCCUGGCCAGCGACAUACUCAUUAACGCCCCCGCAGGCCCGCUACCUGAUUCCGACCUUGAAACCAAUACUAAUAUGCCCUACCUAUCGAAUUCAUAUAAUUCGGACUCUGACUCUGCCGAAGACCUACGUCGAAGUUUACUAGACACCUUCAACGCCAACGAGAAUUGUGCACCACUUUAUUACACCAUUUUCGAUAUUUUGACAACCUUGGUUACCAGUUGUCUGCUCCUCUCCCCUCCGCCUUCAAAUAACGUCACGAACCAUGUUUCCUCUCAUUCUCCCCUUUUUAGUCACGAAAAUGGGAAUUUUGAUGAAGGUGGUCCAAAUUCUCUAGCGGGCAGCAUGACACAAUAUCACUGCAACACCCUGCAAGGAUUCGCUGGGGCAUCGUCGACUAAAGCCUCCGGUUUUGGGGCCACCAUUAAAGAUGGGCCCGAAAGAUUAUUAUUUGUUCAACUCGAUGAAGGCCAGAAAAAAUGCUAUUAUACGUUGUGCAAAAAAUUGAAGAAAGAAUUAGCUGAAAAAAUUGAAUUGGAAAAAUUGGAAAUGUUAAAAAUAUUGUUCCCAUUCCCACGAAACAGUGAAAAAAUUGUUAUGUUUGAUCAACUACAGGAUAAAACCUCGCACUCUCAGUCAUCUCACGCUAAAAACCAGGUAAUCGGUCUCAAGGCCACCGAGAUCGUGACUCUCAACCCAUGGGAACUGAUCGAGGGUCUCCCCAAAUCGAUGGGCGGUGCAAGCGGUCCUCUCAGUUUAUCAUGGUUCAACGCUCGCAAAACUGCUUCUUUCAAACCGCUGAGUUACGUAUCACAAUACGAAUCUCUUUUGCUUCACACUCACCAUUUAGUUGGCGCGGCUGAAUUUUCUCACCACCAGGCUUUCUCUUUGCAAACCCUUCCCGAUGCCUCUCCACCUCAAUCGCCCACUCUUCUCGCUAGUGGGGACACACCGGCAGGUGGGCACCUUAUUCUUCCUUCCGUUUCUCUUCGAAUAAAAGAAGAACCGAUAAGUGAUAAGUCAGAAUCGAUUGUCAUCGCUAGGGACAUCAAAUCAGAGUUCAGCAUUAAUGCAUACGAGGCAUGUAACAUCGAAUCCAGUGUUUAUCCGCCUAGCAAUCCCAAUGCUUUAUUAAUUGCGGAAAAUAAUCAACGUCUAAAUCCUAUUGUUACUGCUGCACCCAAAAAGCCCAAGCAACAACGUCGAAAAAGACAACCUAAAAAUGCUCUUCCUUCAUCAACUAAAGCUUCAAGUGCUAAACAAAACCAGCAGGCACAACUCCUUCAAUUACAACAACACCAAAAUCAACCCAUGAUUCAUAAUCAUCCCUUAAACAAUCCUCCAAAACAACAGAUUCAUUCAACAUUUAAGGCCGAACCUCCUUUGUUAAAAGUCGUUCACACUUCCGCUUAUACUAAUCAACAACAAAUGGGGUCAGCUGGAAAUCAACAAUAUCUAAUUAGGCAGCACAGCGCUGGUAUGAUGCAUCAUCAGCAUAAUAUGAUCCAAAAAAAACCUGGUUUUACUAACCAUAAUAUGUCGUCUUCUAUGGAUGAAAGUUACGAAAGGCAGCAACAAGCUUAUUUGAACAUCAACAACCCUAUAUCGGGAGUCAAUUCUAAUCUUACGGACUCAAAAGCCGCCCUGAGCUCUAUGCUAAGAGCCAAAAAUCCUUCACAUGGUCCUACCUCUACCUCUAAUAACCCUUCUUUCGCUUAUCAACAACCGCUUAGACAAGGAAUUGAUCCUCAAAGCAUCAGAUACCCUCCAUCUUCCAUCGGUAGUGGUCCUUCCAGAUUUACCCCUCAGACCCCUAGACCGGACAAUACCACACAAUAUCACCCUCUCCAUCAGCAACAACAAUCUAUACCUAAUAACCAUACCUUAAUGGCAAAUAAACCGCGUAACUUUGGACCGCCUCCUCAAAGAAAUAUGAAUUCCGGCGACAAUUUACAGUAUAACAGCCAUCCAGGGGCCAACCCUUAUCCUAAUUAUGAUAAUUCAAAAAUGAGGCAACAGCAUCCCUUCAACGACAAAUAUCGAUUUGAGGGCGUUUUAUCCGAUAUCGAAGGAUAUAACAUAGCCCCCACCGGUCGGCUGCGGUAUCCCCAACCGUCCUUAGAACAACAAGUUUAUUCUAACAAAACAAGCAAUUUUUCCACAGAUAAAAAUAAUAAUCAACCGUUUAUAAGACCCAGCGGAUACAAUAACGAGUUAGUAGGUCACAUUCAUCCCAACAAGGUUUCUGGCGCAGCUUUUAAUAACUCAAAUAAGCAAGGUAGUUUGGAUCAGUCCUUUGACCACUUUGAUUUUGACAAUGAAGAAAACGCUUCGAAAAUGUUUUUGUCCACAGAAAAUAUAGCCAUCGGUUUAUCUAAAAUGCACCAACAAAACGUUGGAAAUGAAGAUUAUACAAAACACAUGAUGGAAAAUACCCCCAAAAGAAAAAUAUCAAUGCAUCAAAAUUCUCAUGGUAAUAUAAAAAGACCUCCUUCGUAUUCUUCCUCUGUAACCGACUUGCAAUCAGAUAAACAGACCAUGAUAUAUCACCACAAACCAAAUAAUCCUCUAUCUCGAUUCGCAAAUUGGUCUAAUAACAACCCUAACGUAUCCAUGAUAAAUAUGAACAAUCCACCUAACAACUUAUCCAUGACUAACAUGAAUAUUCCAGCUAAUAAUCCUAAUUUAUCCAUGGCAAAUAUGAAUAAUCAAGCGAAUAAUUCUAACUUUUCUAUAUUAAAUAAUUCAGGUAACAACUCUAAUUUCUCCACGGCGAACAUAAAUAAUCUCGCUAACAACACAAGGAGACUUCCUUCACAUAUGAUGGCUGCCGGGCCUGUCCCUUCUCAACAGGCUAUUUACAAUUUUGACCCCAAUAAUCAACCCUCUCAACACCAAAUGCAACAGCAACCAAAUAAUAAUUACCCGUCGCAUCAAAUGUCUAAUAGAAAUUUAGCCUUAGGUUCUAAUAAUUUUCACCCUAAUAUGAACGAUCCAGCUUCUAUUCAAAGAAUGCGGUACCCUAACAACAGGGGAAAAAAUAUAUCAAACAAUCUUAGCCAAGGGGGAGGGUCAGGAGGAUAUUACGACGAUAACAAAAACCAGGGCGGCCAUUAUUACCAAAAUUAAAAAAAAGGAAUUUCUAUUUUAUUGAUUUUUGACUUUUUUUUACUGUCAGUUAAAAAUAGUUAUUAUAUCAAAUACACGGAUCGCUAAAUGUAAUGAUGGGAAAUUUAAAUGUAGUAAAAUCACUGAGAUAUACGCAAAAAUAUUGUUAUGGCACUUCAGGGUACUUGCUAUUCGCUAAUUUAUAUUGAAUUAU
Gordionus sp. m RMFG-2023 is the source of this 10539-nucleotide messenger RNA. RefSeq names its product mediator of RNA polymerase II transcription subunit 12-like. Gene Ontology annotation, molecular function: transcription coregulator activity. Gene Ontology annotation, cellular component: mediator complex. NCBI's taxonomy places the organism in Eukaryota, Metazoa, Nematomorpha, Gordioida, Chordodea, Parachordodidae. Gene Ontology annotation, biological process: regulation of transcription by RNA polymerase II. The transcript is spliced from 33 exons. The coding region runs from base 45 to 10346 and encodes 3433 amino acids. The record is from RefSeq and is a predicted model, not a curated record.